AUGCCUCGAGCCAAGAAAGAUCCGAACGCUCCAAAAGUCGCGAGAGCAGUCUGGACCGAUUCCAAGAUUUGUUUUAUACUCAACGAGUUUUUAACUGAAAAAGAGGAUGGUAACAUGAUUGGUGGCAACUGGAAACCCGUGGCUUACACCAAUGUUCACGAGAGAUACACUCUUGCGUAUCCAGAAGACAAGGUGAAUAGAGAACAAAUCAAAAAUUUAUACACCACAAGCAAGAGUUCUUAUACUGGAAUGAAAAAAGUCAAAAUGACCUCUGGAGUUGGAUGGGUUGGUGGCAAGAUCGACAUGCCAAAUGAAUGGUGGGAGAACGUAGGCAAGAAAGACAAGGACGCGAUGAAGCUUCGAAACAAUUCAUUCGACUACUACGAAGAAAUGGAUGCAAUGCUUCAUGGAUCUAAACCGGCUGGGGCUUUACGUACUGGCACAAGUUCUGGUACACGAGUUGAGGCAGAGAAUAACGAGGAAGAGGAAAUUGAAAUUAUAGAUCAUGAUAAUUUAGAAGAAAGCAAAGAAGAAAGCAGAUAUGAUGAAGUAGAUGCACAAGGAUUGACCCAAGCCAAAAGAGACCUCGAUGAUCUUCCAGAUUCAGAUGAAGAAGUUUCAACUGAAAAAGGCAAAGGUAAAGCAAUCGUAUCAGACUCACAAAACCUCGAUCUUCCAACUCCAAAGAACCCUACCACCGUCUCUACUAUCAGAAAAGAAGGUACCAAGCCUUUGACUUCAAAAUCUACCCCUGUUUCGAACAUCAAGAAGAAAAUGCCGGCUCGCGAGGUCAAACCAGUCACACUGGCAACUGUGAUUGCUUCGGCUUCCGAUAACUUGGCUAUCAAGGCUCAAGAGAAGGCAGAUCGCUCUGCUCAGCUCAAUUCAGCCAUAACCGAAGCAGCUCGCAUCAAGGCCGACAAGCUUCCAAACUUACAGAAGGCUCUGGAACUCUUCAACCCCGCCAGCGAAGAUCAAUUUCCCAACUUAGACGACCGAUUAAUUUCGAUUGAUGUCAUAUCACAGGAGGCUAAAGCGGCUGUCUUUGGUGGUCUAGAUCCAAAGAUGCGCUGGGUUUGGCUCAAAGCACAGGUGAAUGUUAUCAAGGAGGCUAGGGAAAAAAAUCAAGGAUCAUCUUAA
Messenger RNA from Melampsora larici-populina 98AG31, 1140 nucleotides. RefSeq lists its product as uncharacterized. The record is from RefSeq and is a predicted model, not a curated record. Lineage: Eukaryota; Fungi; Basidiomycota; Pucciniomycetes; Pucciniales; Melampsoraceae. Bases 1 to 1140 code for a protein of 379 amino acids. The transcript is spliced from 4 exons.